AUGCCUGAGAAUCUGGUGGCGAUCACAUCGCCGGAAACCUUCACGCAGCUGAUGCAGCAGGACCUAAACCGCAUUACGCUGCUUAAUUUCUGGGCGCCGUGGGCCCAGCCGUGCGAGCAGAUGAACAAUGCGAUUACCGAAUUUGCAAAGCGCUACCCCCAAAUCAUGUUUAUGAACGUCGAGGCCGAGGAGCAGCCGGAUGUGUCUGAAUCAUUCGAUGUCGAGGCCGUCCCGACAAUCAUUAUCUUGCGUGGCCACACUUUGCUUUCGAAAAUUUCCGGCGCCAACGUUGCCGCCUUAUCGGAGUCGUUGGCGGUACAUGCUGCGGCGCCGCCACAGCGUGCAUUUGGCGGCGUCUCGCACUCGAAUGUUGCACCACAGGCUGCGCCUGCGAAUUACGAAGCCAUGCAGCGCGGCCCCUUGAUGAACGAGCCGCUGGAUGGGACGGACGAGCUGCUGCAUGCGCUACCGCCCGCCAUGAAGGUCGAUGCAGAGUCGCCGCAAGAUACGGAACGGCGGUGCCGCGAGCUGAUGACACGGUCAAAAGUAAUGCUAUUCAUAAAAGGCCGUCCUGAUAUGCCUCGUUGCGGUUUCAGCCAAAAGACGGUUGCGCUCUUGCGCGAGCAGAAAGUCGACUUUGACUACUACGAUAUUCUUUCUGACGAGAACGUGCGACAGAAACUGAAGCAGAUAAACGACUGGCCGACGUUCCCGCAGAUCAUUGUGAAUGGCGAGCUUAUCGGUGGCCUCGAUAUCGUCAAGAACUAUACAUCCUUUCCGGCCGUGAGCACGGAGGAGCUGCUUUCAGUGCUGAAUGAGAUAGGGUUGCAUGUGGCAGCGGAAGAUGUAGUCAAGCCGCAGAGCAGCAUGGCGCAGAAAGUGUACACGGCGUUCCUCGAUACGCUCGCUGGGACGCUGCCGGAAUCGCUCGAUGCGCAGCGCGACGCAGUCGUGGCGGAUAUGGAAUACAAGGAAAUAUUCAGCGACAGUGUCACAUGGCUCCUCUUUUUCCGUGAAGUACGCGCGAUGAUGGAGGCCGCUACCGUGCACGAUUUUCACCUGCAAGACUUGACGCGUCCACAGCCCAAGCGAUUUAAGCGGCACAUGUCUGCCCUGGUCAAUUUUUUCCGCUUCCGCGCCGACCGCCUCGCGGAAUUUGACGAGUUGGUUCUCGCGACCGAGGAGCUAGAAAACAAGCGGAUCGCCCUCGAGGACGGUGUCGAGGAAGCGCGGCUUGCCAUCACAACGACAAUUGCGACACGGAAACAACAAGAGCCACACGUGAAGCAGCUCCGGCAGGAGAAUUUGGCGCACUCUGACAAACUAUUGGAGCUCAAAAAAGAGCAAGGCAAGCUGCUCGCCGAGGUCGACACUCUCAAGGUCGAGAAGGCCGAAGCCGUACAGAAGCAGACGGAUGUGCAAUACCAGCUACAACUGCUUGCUGCGGAGCUGAACAAGCUGCACGCACGGCUCGUCUCGCACCCCACCGAGCUCCGCAAGCAGCUCACCGAGCUUCACGGCCAAAUGCACAGCGAUCGCGCAUCCCUUGUGGAGCACGAGCGCAAAGCAAAGGAGCUGCGUGGCAAGAUGGACGUACUUGUCCAGCUUGAGUCGGACCUGAGCGCAUGCAUCGUGGCGAUGGAGCAAGUUGCCGCAGAGCUGGAGCGCGCGUCGAGAGAAGCCCAUGCACUGGACGAGGCCAAGGCGACGAUUGCGCUGCACGAAGAGGAGCAGUCUACACUGCAGCGGCGCAUGGAGCACGUAGAGAAUCAGGUCCAGCUUGCGAAUACGCGCUUAGAGCGUGCGCGCAAGACGCUGGAGGAGCAGCGCGCGGCGAGUCAGGCGCGUAUGGACGAUCUUACUGCGCGCCUUGGCGAGGUAUCGCGGAAUCGGAGGGAGCGCCAUGCGCUCGCAGAGCUACGGAAUGGCGAGAGUGCAGAUGUGGAGCGCGAGCUGGAAUCGGUGCUCCAGGAGCACGAGGCGCAUUAUGCCAAGAUGCAGCUGGAGAAGGAUGCGCUAUGCCGGACAGCGUCGGCGUAUAUGGACGCGUUGACGCGCACCAUCCCACUAGAGAUGUAG
Molecule: messenger RNA, 2079 nt
Organism: Malassezia vespertilionis
Lineage: Eukaryota; Fungi; Basidiomycota; Malasseziomycetes; Malasseziales; Malasseziaceae
Gene: NUF2
Product: kinetochore-associated Ndc80 complex subunit nuf2
Exons: 4
Coding region: 1-2079 (692 amino acids)
Cellular component (GO): Ndc80 complex; kinetochore
Molecular function (GO): 2 iron, 2 sulfur cluster binding
Source: RefSeq, a predicted model, not a curated record